GUUCCCGCGGCGCCGGCUCCGCGGCCUCUGCCGUCCUGGGCGCCGCCGGCGGGGGAGCGGUGGACUCAGAACUUUUCCAGGUGCGGUUUGGGAAGGCAGAAGCGCCUGUCGUUGUCGUCUGGCCAGCCCGCGGGCACUGCGGCCACCAUGCCGAAGAGAAAGGCGAAAGGAGACGCGAAAGGGGACAAGGCGAAGGCGAAGGACGAGCCGCAGAGGAGGUCCGCCCGGCUGUCCGCUAAGCCUGCUGCUCCUAAGCCAGAGCCCAAGCCCAAGAAGGCCCCCGCCAAGGGGGAGAAGCAGCGCCGGGGGAGGAAGGGGAAGGCGGCGGGCAAGGGCGCGCACGGCCCGGCCCCGAGCCCCGAGGGCGCGGCGGCGCGGCCCCAGCGGGCGGAGGGCGCGGGGGACGCCCAGUGAGGGCCGCCGCGCCCCGCCGCGCCCUGCAGUGACUCAGCAGCUAGGAAGCACUAUUUUUAAUCAAGUUUUACAAAAAUGUAGAGCUUUGAUGUUUUUUAAGUUGUUAGCACACAGCGCCCUCCGCUGUCUUCUGUGGGAAGGGGAAGUACCACCUGGCAGCGCGUCCGAGGAGGAGCGGGUCGGCGCGGCCUGAGUCGUUCUUGGGCCCGCGGAAGGCCGCGUCUCCCGCCGGAGCUGCUGGGCGGGCGCAGAGCCGCAUGGCGCGGAACGGCGCGGGCCUCCUCCCUGUUGCCCUGCGCACGGACCAGACCGCGUCCACCGGGAGCCGCGGGAGGCCUGGCGCCCUGGGAUCACCGCCCGCCCGCCGGGCUCGGGCUCUGCGGGGUGGCCUCGGGAUGGCACCCGCACUCUGCCGGCCGGCCGUCCUGCUGAGAACCCGGCAGGUCUUGCUCGCCUCGCUCGGUCAGGCAGAGUUGGCCUCUGAGAAGCGCCGCGCGCCUCCCGUGACCCGUCCUGUGACCGUCCUGUGACCCUGUGCGCGCUUCUGUCCGGAGCUGCAGCAGGAGGCUUUGCUGACUUUCACAGUGACUUUGGGGAGGCGCGUUUGGAAGUUGUAAGAUGUGGUAGACCGCUGCCUACGUGGUACUGGAAGGAACUGUUUGUGAAAAAUACCUUUUAAAGCUGGAUACAAGUUGGGUUGAAGGGGAGAUCAUCCCCUAGCCGAAGCCCCAAGAUAUUCUUUACUGCCCUGAACUGAUUUUGUGAAAAAGCAUAAGGUAGAUAGUCAAUUUAAUAUUAUUUUCCUGUCUGGAUAAGUAGUAGUCCCAGUGCCAUUUAUGGAAAAAUGUCUUUCUCCCAUUGAUCCCUAACACUGGCUCUUUCCUAAAUCCAGUUUCUGUGCAGCUGUGGGUCUAUUGGUGUCUUCUAUCAAUUUGUCUAACCUUGUGGCAGUACAAUACAAUCCUAAUUACUACAACUUCAGAAAAUGGUCUUAAUAAAACCAAGAUGCCUCUACA
Messenger RNA from Octodon degus (degu), 1430 nucleotides. Its product is annotated as non-histone chromosomal protein HMG-17. The transcript is spliced from 2 exons. The coding region runs from base 148 to 414 and encodes 88 amino acids. The record is from RefSeq and is a predicted model, not a curated record. NCBI's taxonomy places the organism in Eukaryota, Metazoa, Chordata, Mammalia, Rodentia, Octodontidae. Gene Ontology annotation, biological process: chromatin organization. Gene Ontology annotation, molecular function: nucleosomal DNA binding. Gene Ontology annotation, cellular component: chromatin; nucleus.